GCAUAUAUAAAAUGAGUUGCAUCCCUCAACAACUGUUCCCACAGGAGAAGACAGGAUUCAGCAUUUUGCCAAAGGAUGCCUAACCUAGAGGGUAUUUCUGCUCUACUUAGACGCCCAGCCCUCACUUUCCCAAUUGCUUGGUUACCGUCUUCUCCAGAGGCCUUUUAGAUGCUCCUGGGCCAGCCUUCCAUCUGGUUCUUUGGGGGAAGUCUAAAGAUGUCCUCUUGCCCCUGGCUAUGCAAGUAGCCAAAGGUGGCUGCGGGGUGAGGUGUUUCAAGAGAGAUGUUGCCCCUCUUGCAAGUCCUGAUCCUGCCUGCCUGAGUGUCAUUUUCUUUAAGCUGAGCUCAUCAUUUUAGGGCAGAGCAGUGAGAGAACCCAGAAUGCCCCCCCCCCCGUGUCCAGUGUCACACAAAUUUUGGUUGAAAAUUAAUGGACUAAAACGGCAUUCCUGUAUAUCUGAGGCAAAGCAUUUAAAAAAAAAAAAAACAGUUGAUUAAUUUCAGUAUGCAUGCUUAUAAAGUACCAGUAAUCACCAAGUGCUGGGCAACACUUUAAGAGAGCCAUUCCUUCAACCUUUGCUCCUGCAGAUGGUGAUGCCUCUUCUAAGAUAAUUGUGAUGUAGACAUUGUUGUUGUUUAGUCGUUUAGUCGUGUCCGACUCUUCGUGACCCCAUGGACCAUAGCACGCCAGGCACUCCUGUCUUGCACUGCCUCCCGCAGUUUGGUCAAACUCCUGUUCGUAGCUUCGAGAACACUGUCCAACCAUCUCGUCCUCUGUCGUCCCCUUCUCCUAGUGCCCUCAAUCUUUCCCAACAUCAGGGUCUUUUCCAAGGAUUCUUCUCUCCUCAUGAGGUGGCCAAAGUAUUGGAGCCUCAGCUUCACGAUCUGUCCUUCCAGGGAGCACUCAGGGCUGAUUUCCUUAAGAAUGGAUAGGUUUGAUCUUCUUGCAGUCCAUGGGACUCUCAAGAGUCUCCUCCAGCACCAUAAUGUAGACAUUAAGCAGCUUUUUUUUUUUUUUUUAAAAAAAGCAUGCUUGUUGCCUUCAGAACUCUUGUAUCCAAAAUGCAUAAUACAUGCAGACUGAAUGACCAAUCAGUUUAAAAGUCUGCUUGAAUCUGCUGCCCAAUCCCAGAGCAGCCGGAGCAACCCAGUGUGAUGGGCAGGGUACAAAUUAUAAAAUGGAUAUUACAGUAUAAACAUGCAGACUAGCAGGUAAGCUCUCUUCAACCCAGUGGGACUUCUCUCCUAGUACAGUGGAACCUCGGUUUAUGAACACCUCGGUUUACGAAUUUUCGGUUUACGAACGCUGCGGACCCAUCUGGAACGGAUUAAUUCACUUUCCAUUACUUUCAAUGGGAAAGUUCGCUUCAGUUUAUGAACAGACUUCCGGAACCAAUUACACCCAUGCUUCGGGUUAAGUAUGCUUCAGGUUGGGUACUCUGCGGACCCGUCUGGAAUGGAUUAAUCCACUUUCCAUUACUUUCAAUGGGAAAGUUCGCUUCAGUUUAUCAACGCUUCAGUUUAUGAACAGACUUCUGGAACCAAUUGUGUUCAUAAACCGAGGUACCACUGUAAACAUAUCUAAGGUUGUACCCCUUUCCUUUUUGUAAACGGCAUUAUUAUUCGAUCCAGCUCCACAGUUCUAGGCUUCCGUGAACAGCCUCUUCCAUGGAUGUCUCUGCUUAGGGCAGCAAAGGCACCUCUGGCCCUCUUGACCUCCCCUGACUGGGGAGGGCCGGCCCCUUUCAGGAUGGGAGCCAGUGCUGCCUAAGGCCUGCCCACUGGGCCUGUCUUUGCUAAUUAAGCACAGCUGGAUUGCAGCUCACUUGGGCCUGACACUCCCCUGCAGAGCUGACCUUCCUUCCUAGCCCUUCCUCUGGGGACCAUGUGGGGGGUGCAGGCCAAGCCCACCGCCUUUCAAGAGAGGAGAUCCUGGCAGAGGCUGCAAGUUUGUUGGUUUGGUCUUGUACUUGUGGUGGGGGCAGGAGAAUUUGGGGUGGGGUCCCUGCAUUUUUUCCCUUUCCACCCUCCCCAAGAGAUGUACAUUACAAAGGAGACUUUCUCCACCACCGUGGCCUCUCUCUUUGCUCCCCUCGGUGGAGAAGAUGCUGAAGCAGAUGAGAAAAGGGAGCCUUUGAAAAGCAAGAACAACAAAGGACUGAGCAGUGAAAAAGGAUGCAGGAAGAGGAAGGUCCCCGGGAGUCAUGAGAAGGAUGUUGCUUCUGAGAAGCCGGGCGCUGUCUGCCCCAGGACCUCGGCAGAGCCAACUUUGCAAAGAGUUGCUCCCGCCUCUGAGGUCCUUGGGGAGGAGCUCUCGCAAGCCAUGUCACGCCUGGGCAUGGGUCUGGAGAAGGAGUAUGCCUAUGACAUCUUCAGCAGCCUGAUGCAGAAGCAGACGCAUUACUCCUUCCGGGGGCUUGACAUGCCCAGGUCUGUGAUGGGGGAAAUGCGCAGCCUCCUCAUCGACUGGCUGGUGCAAGUGCAUGAAUACCUGGCCCUGGCGGACGAGACUCUCUUCCUGGCCGUCUACCUCUUGAACGCCUACUUGAAAGCAGGCCGAGUACGGGUCUCCACCCUGCAGCUCCUGGCUGCCACCUGCCUCUUCCUGGCCUGCAAGGUAGAGGAGAGCGUUUGCCCUCAGCCGUCCCAGCUCUGCUUCAUGAUGGAGGACUCAUUCAACAAAAAGGAGCUUCUGCGCAUGGAGCGCAAGAUCUUGGCCCGCCUGAAGUUCGAACUGCACUAUGCCAACCCCGUCCACCUGCUGCGCCUGCUGGCAGAAGUGGGCCAUUGUGCCAGGGAGGUGCUGCUCUUGGCCAUGUAUUUCCUGGAACUUUCUCUGGCGGACUGCGACUGCCUGCGCUUUGAGCCCGCCCAGCUCUCUCUGGCUGCCCUGGGCCUGGCGCAGAGGGUGCUGCCGGAAGAGGGCGCCAGGUGCUGGGAUGCUCUCCGGGAAGGUUCCCUGAACCUCCACUCGUACAGUGAGUCUGAGCUGUCAGCAGUGCACCCUCUCAUGGCCAAGGCUGCCCUGCGGGGGCCCAGCUCCACCCUCCGUGCCACUUUCCUGAAAUACUCGCGGCCUCAAAAGCUCUGCACCAGCACCAGCCCUGCCAUCACGGCCUCCGAGUACCUGAGCUGCUUCCUAGGAAGCCCCACUCCAUGAAGAGGGGUCUGCUGUGGGUCUGCCUUUAGGGCCCAUCGCAACCCUUUGCAGGCCGAGAGGACCUUUCCCAGGCCUGCUCCAUGGAAGAAGCAUGGGGUGCGGUGGACCAGAGCCUGC
Messenger RNA from Zootoca vivipara (common lizard), 3276 nucleotides. NCBI's taxonomy places the organism in Eukaryota, Metazoa, Chordata, Lepidosauria, Squamata, Lacertidae. The record is from RefSeq and is a predicted model, not a curated record.